CUAUGGCACAGAGGCAUACAGCAUGUGCAGCAUCAUUUUAUAUUGUACAUAAAUACAAUGAACAUCUAAAUGAGAUGUGGACAUACGAAGGACCGGAUUGUAUCCAAAAAUUUUGUCAAGCACUUAGGAUGAAAACCGAUGGACUUUAUGAGAAGUACUGGAAGUCCUAUAAAAAACCAAUCUAUCAGUUUAACAUUUGGGAUGAGGAUUAUCAGGAACACGGUGAUUGCUAUGCCUGCGAGAAACAAAUUUCUGAUGAUGAUCGAGAAAAAUUCUUUGAUCAGUUUACAGGACAAUAUGUAGGUCCUAUUCAUAAGCUGUGUAAACAGACAUUUAGAUUAAGCGAUCCCUUUUUCCCGGUAGUUUUUCAAAACUUGUCUCGUUAUGAUAUACAUUUAUUUGUUACGUCAAUAAAAGAUGAACUAAGACCCAUUCCUUGCAAUAAAGAGUUAUAUAUUGCGUUAACUCAAAAUUGUAAGCUCGAUGAAUCUUAUCUUCAUCAAUAUAAAAUUAGAUAUAUAGAUUCAAAUAGAUUUUUAAAUUCAAGCUUAGAAAAACUCGCUAGUUAUAUGAACAUAGCGAAUUUUAAAAUUUUGAAAACUAAAUAUCAAGGUGAAAAAUUUGAUAUGCUACGACGAAAGGGAGUAUUUCCCUAUGAUUAUUUGGAUAGUUUUGAAAAAUUUGAUGAAUCCCUGCUUCCUUCGCGAGAUAAUUUUUAUAAUUCACUGAAUGAUGAGGAAUGUAGUGUUAAAGACUACAACUUUGCUCAGAAGGUUUGGAGCGCAUUUAAUUGCAAAUCUAUUAGAGAUUAUUUAAAAUUAUAUUUGGAAAGCGAUGUUUUAAUUCUUGCUGAUGGAUUUGAGAAUUUUAGGAGUCUUUGUUCCCGAGUGUACAGGUUAGACCCCAUUAAUUAUGUUACUGCUCCUUCAGUUUCAUGGGAUGCAAUGUUAAAAUACACAAGGGUAGAAUUAGAACUUGUUAUUGAUCCUGACAUUUAUAAUUUUUUUAAAACUGCUGUUCGUGGAGGGUUGACCCAAUGUACUCAACGGAUUGCAACAGCAAAUAACAAAUAUUUAAAUAAUAAAUUUAAGCCUACCGAACCCAUAAAUUUCCUUUCAUAUAUUGACGCCAACAACUUAUAUGGAUGGGCUAUGAGUCAACCCCUUCCAUUUUCUAAUUUUAAAUUUCUAAGUAACGAUGAAAUUUCAUCUUUCAACGUUCUUAGCAUAUCGGCAUCUAGUGAUGUUGGAUAUAUUUUAGAAGUAGAUAUGCGAUAUCCUGAUGAUAUUCAUAAUAAGCAUAAUAGUUUACCUUUUUGCCCCGAAAAUAAGAUUCCACCAGGAGGAAAGCAGACAAAACUAAUAGCUGACUUAACUGAUAAAAAGAACUAUAUAAUCCAUUUGAAGCAGCUACAGCAGUUAUGUAUAGAGCAAGGUAUGACUUUAGAAAAAAUAUCUAGAGUUUUAUCAUUUAAUCAGUCCUGUUGGCUGAAACCUUAUAUUGACCUCAAUACAUCUCUUAGAAAAUAAGCUAGCAAUGACUUUGAGAUAAACUUUUACAAAUUAAUGGUUAAUGCCGUUUACGGCAAAACAAUGGAGAAUGUAGAAAAACGUCGUGAAGUUGCAUUAGUUAAGCAUUAUGAUUCAAGACAAAACUCAGCAGGGUUUAGACAACGCAUAGCAAGACAUAAUUUCCACAGUGUUGAAAUCUUUGGAGAUAAUUUGGCUGCCAUUGAAUCAACUAAGUGCCGAAUUUUUUAUGAUAAGCCCAUAUACAUUGGAGUUAGUGUAUUAGAACUUUCAAAAUGGUUAAUGUAAGACUAUUUCCAUAAUUUUCAUUCUGUAAAAUGUCUAUCAUCAAAAAUAAUCUAUAUGGAUACAGAUUCAUUUAUUAUAUCAUCAGAAGAAGAUUUUUAUGAUUUAAUUAAAUUCAAUCCUAAUCGCUUUGAUACAUCCAAUUACCUAGCCUCAAACAGAUUCGGUAUCAAUCUCGCUAAUAACAUUAAACAUAAAAAAACUUAUUAUGGACAACAGAGAGUUAUUAGAAGUAGAGGUCAUAAAAUGUAUACUGAAAUUGUAAAUAAGAUAAGUUUAAAUUAUAAGGAUGACAAAAGAUUUAUAUUACCUGAUAAUAUUUCAACAUUAGCUCAUAAUCACUAUGAAAUUAAAAAUAUUUUAGGUGCUAGUUAUAUUAUUAUUAUUUU
Molecule: messenger RNA, 2203 nt
Organism: Drosophila miranda
Lineage: Eukaryota; Metazoa; Arthropoda; Insecta; Diptera; Drosophilidae
Exons: 2
Coding region: 3-1529 (508 amino acids)
Source: RefSeq, a predicted model, not a curated record